Antechinus flavipes (yellow-footed antechinus) is the source of this 1386-nucleotide messenger RNA. Its product is annotated as zona pellucida sperm-binding protein 3-like. Gene Ontology annotation, cellular component: extracellular matrix. NCBI's taxonomy places the organism in Eukaryota, Metazoa, Chordata, Mammalia, Dasyuromorphia, Dasyuridae. Gene Ontology annotation, molecular function: acrosin binding. The record is from RefSeq and is a predicted model, not a curated record. The transcript has 9 exons. The coding region runs from base 1 to 1326 and encodes 441 amino acids. Gene Ontology annotation, biological process: binding of sperm to zona pellucida; positive regulation of acrosome reaction; egg coat formation.
AUGGGGCAAAGAGGUCAAGUAGGAUGCCUGUUCCUGCUUCUGGUGUUGAGUGAGUUGGUACCUGUUGAUCUUUGUGGCUCUGGUAGUUCCAGACUGCCCCUCAGAGGCAGUGAUUCUCCAAGACCAGAUUAUAAAUCUUUUCUUAAUCAUUCUUCAUGGGGCCAUGGAGUUCGUACUCAAUUGUUGCCUGUGAGGGUCCAGUGCCUGGAAAUGAAGUUGGUGGCAAAUGUGCAGAGAAACCUCUUUGGGAAGGGAAAACUGAUCAAUCCUUCAGAUUUAAGUCUUGGCCCUAGUGCCUGCCAAUAUACCACCUUCCAUGAAUCAAAUGAUACUAUUGUCUUUGAGAUAGGACUCCAUGAGUGUGGCAGUAAGCUUCAGAUGACCACGGAUUUGUUGGUUUAUAGCAUAAAUCUAUAUUAUAACCCAACUCCUGCUGGCAACUCCAUUAUCCUACGAAAUGGUCCAGCUGUGAUUUUAAUUGAGUGUUCUUACCCAAGGAGGAGUAACGUAAGCAACAAGGCUAUCCAACCGACUUGGAUUCCAUUCAGUUUUACACUAUCCUCACAAAAGGGGUUGAAGUUCACCUUGCAACUGAUGACUGAUGACUGGAGUACUAAGAGGCCUUCUAAUAGCUAUCAACUUGGGGAAGUCAUUUCCAUCCAAGCUGAUGUGAACACUGGAAGUCAUGUGGCUCUGAGACUCUUCAUUGACAGCUGUGUGGCUACAUUAAAAUCCAACCAAGACUCAGCUCCUCCUUAUGCUAUUAUUGAUUUCCAUGGGUGUCUAGUUGAUGGCCAGUCAGAAAAUGUUGGGUCGACCUUCAUCUCCCCAAGGUCCAAGCCAGAGACCCUUCAAUUUAUAGUUGAUGCUUUUAAGCUUUCAAGGGAAGCCAGGGAUCAGAUUUAUAUUGCAUGUCACCUGAAGGUCACUGAAGCUGCUGACUUGCCAGAUCCUUCAAACAAAGCUUGUUCCUUCAACAAAUCAAGCCAGGAGUGGAUUCCUGUAGAAGGUACAGAUGAUAUCUGUAGCUGUUGUGAAACUGGUAAUUGCAGGAAAACUUACAUACCAAAUAGACUGACCAGAAGUCACUGGAAAAGGAAUAAGUUGUAUUGGAAAGAUUUUCCUAGAAAAGAAAAUGAAGCUGAUGUGGUACUUGGACCUUUGGUCAUUUCUGAUGUGACAAUGCACCCCAGCAGCAUCGCUAACCAGGAUAAAACAGCUAGAACCAACUCCCAAGGUGUGAAGAAAGCACCUCAAACAGUGCUACUGACUGCUGGAUCUAUAGUGUUUUUCUAUCUCUCAUGCUAUUCACGUGGGAAGAUAUGAUGUUUCUUUUUGGUAACAUCAUCUAUUCUUAAAAUAAACUAAAGGACACUUUAAGAUCUA